Messenger RNA from Lodderomyces parapsilosis, 1743 nucleotides. It is a transcript of the gene PGA45, whose product is annotated as Pga45p. The transcript has a single exon. Lineage: Eukaryota; Fungi; Ascomycota; Pichiomycetes; Serinales; Debaryomycetaceae. Bases 1 to 1743 code for a protein of 580 amino acids. The record is from RefSeq and is a predicted model, not a curated record.
AUGUAUCUAACAAACAUAUUUAUCACAUUAUUCUGCCUAUUCACAUCAUUGGUACACUGUAUACCAACAUCACCGAUUCCGCAAGGUGAGGAACUUUCCAUUAGAGAAGAGAUGGACCAGCUCGUUGAAUCACAUUGGGAUGCAAACGAUGCUAGUUUAUACUACGACUUGAUAGAAAUGUUUAGUGAUGAAGAUUCACUUCACAAGAGAGAAGAUGAUGAUGACAACCUUCAAAACACCAUCAACUAUGUUUUGGAAAAACUCAACUCAUCUGGAAUCAUUUGGGAGUUAUUGGAUGCAAUUGCUGACCAUCCCGAAAGAAUUGAGUACUUGGGUAACUUGACUUCAUCUUUGCUUGGAGGUAUGAAUAUCACAAUCGAUGUUGGUGCUAUCUUGAGUGGUGAUAGUGCUUUGUCUUCAUUAACUCAGUUCAUCAACAUUACUGCUAUCUACAAUGCAGUUAUGGAUAGCGGAUUAGUUACGUCAUUAGCUGACGGUCUUUUGUUGGAUGCUGAUUUCAGACCAAGAUUGGCUGAUAUUGUAAACAGAGUCGUCUGGUCACAAAGGGAUGUUUUGUUGUAUAUUUUUGGUUCAGUAUUCCAAAAGAGAGGUUACUUGUUCAAGAGAGCUGAAGUUGACAACCAAGAUAUCAGUGUUUGGCUGAGCUUGCUCAAAGCUGCUGAAGGCGAGGUGUCUGGAUCAGCAACAGCUGCCACCACUUCAGCAUCUGCAAACCCAUCCUCAUUCUCGAUCGACACAAAUGUCUUGUCAUCAAUAUUGAACUUGAAUUCUCAAAUUGCACAAACUCAAUCAUCAACUUCAACUUCUCAAAGAGCAACUUCGUCGGCAUCAAGAGCAACUUCUUCAGCAUCAAGAUCAACCAAUUCAGCUUUAGUUUCAUCUGCAUCAUCUGCUUUAUCUGCUUUGGCUUCGGCAUCCACUACUAGAUCAGCUUCACCAAACUCAAACACUACUUCGUCAUCACGCUCGGUUGCAACAACCACAUCUUCACGUUCAACUUCAGUAAGCUCAAGUGAAUAUAGUGGAAGCUUGGGAGGCUUUGUUGAAAAUGCAGCCGGAGCUGUUUUGGGAUCAAACCUUGUUGGUACUGUUGCAACUGAUGUUUUGAAUGCCUUGAAUGACACCGGAUUUGCUGUUUACUUUGUCAAGAGAUUUUUGUCCGAUGAUGCAUAUGUCAAUAUGACGGCAGCACUUGCCAAUGACUUGUUGUCUGCUGGUACCAUCAACAUUGACUUGAGUGGAGUAAAUGUCACUAGUCUUGUUGACCAAGUAUUGGGUGAUCCUUCAACACUUAUCGGAACCGUCAGCACCUUAUUAAGUGGUAACGCCAGUGCACUUUCCGGUACCUUGGGUAAGUACUCGGGUGCUAUUCAAUCCUUGAUUGGUGAUAUUGAAGCUACCGGUUUGUUUGCUAGAUUGAACAGUUAUAUCUUUGGUGAUUCAAGCAGUAGCACCUCAGCUACUCAAACAUCAGCUAGAGCUACUUCCUCUAGUGCUAGAAGAGAAGUUGUUUCUGCAAGUGCCACAACUACUACUUCCAAGCCAGCCAUUGGAAAAGAUGUCAAGACCAGCGGUGUUGCCAGUCUGUCAGCUACCAACAGUGCUGUUUCUCGUUCGUCAAACAGCUCCAAUGAUGCUUCAGGUUUGUCUGGUAACGGGUUCGUCAUGAAGACGUUGUUCUUUACUCAAGCUGUCAUGUUCAUUGGUGUAUUCGCUUUGUAA